Molecule: messenger RNA, 1665 nt
Organism: Platichthys flesus (European flounder)
Lineage: Eukaryota; Metazoa; Chordata; Actinopteri; Pleuronectiformes; Pleuronectidae
Gene: c1ql1l2
Product: C1q-related factor
Exons: 2
Coding region: 502-1290 (262 amino acids)
Molecular function (GO): protein binding
Source: RefSeq, a predicted model, not a curated record
CACAUACACACACACAUGCACAAAUAGAGAUCCAGUGACUGCUCUGUGUCUCUCACACUCUCAUCCCUCUCCCUCCCUCUCUCUGUCUCUCUCUCUCUCUCCCUCCCUCUGUCUCUCACUCCAUUCCUCUGGGCUCUGCAUCCUUCUUGCUUCUUCUUCCCACUAGUCAGAAUGUGUUUGUAAGUACAUGCUGAAUGUCUCCCUCUGUAUGCCUGGGCUUCCUUAAGUCUUUUGUAUGUGUGAGUGACUGGUUGCCUAGUUAAGUGUGACUGAGCAGAGCAGUGGGGUGUAUCAAGUGUAUGUGGGUCUCUGUCUCACCCUCACACACUCGCCGCUCCUCCUGCAACUCUUCUCGGGAUCUCUGGGUCCCUCUCCUCGGUGACAGGCUCCUUACACUAAGCAGUCACCAUUUCUGCUCCCGGGAGACCCACGCUGGCAGCGCAGCCCCUUCCCCGACUCAGCAUCGGGAGGAAGACCCUGGUGGCGGCUGCCGUAGGGGUUAUGCUGGUCCUGGUGCUGGUGGUACUCAUCCCUGUGCUCGUUAGCUCAGUGGGUACAGAUGCCAGCCACUAUGAGAUGCUGGGCACCUGUCGCAUGGUGUGCGACCCCUACCUGAACAAGGGCACUCCGGCCAGCAGUACCAGCUCCACCAGUCUCCAGGCUGAGGCUGAGGCGUUGAGCGACCAAGGCAACGUGCUUCCACCCUCCACCUUACUGCAAGGCCCACAGGGGAAGCCUGGCAGGCCAGGCAAGCCCGGACCACCUGGACCGCCGGGGGAACCGGGCCCACCAGGACCAGCUGGGCCUCCUGGUGACAGAGGGGAUCAGGGAAGGACUGGGAUUUUGGGUCUGGGGGGAAAUGGAGCUAUCAGCACAGCCACCUACAGCACGGUGCCACGGGUGGCCUUCUACGCGGGGCUUAAGAACCCCCACGAAGGCUAUGAGAUCCUCAAGUUUGACGACGUGGUCACCAACCUGGGCAACAACUUUGAUGGCAUUUCGGGCAAGUUCAUCUGCAGCAUACCAGGCACAUACUUCUUCAUCUACCAUGUGCUGAUGAGAGGAGGGGAUGGCACCAGCAUGUGGGCAGACCUCUGCAAGAACGGCCAGGUUCGUGCCAGCGCCAUCGCCCAAGACGCUGACCAGAACUACGACUACGCCUCCAACAGCGUCAUCCUCCAUCUGGACGCGGGCGACGAGAUUUAUAUCAAACUGGACGGAGGCAAAGCCCACGGCGGCAACAACAACAAGUACAGCACCUUCUCCGGCUUCAUCCUCUACGCAGACUGAAGGCACACAGACCCAGAGACAGUCGGACGGGAAGUGACAGAGAGGAAGAGUUGUACGACUGGGGGGGGGGGGGGGGGGGGGGUUGUGUGGGUGUGUGUUAAAAAGCCGGAAUCCUUCCUAGUUUUCCUAAAUCUCUCCAUCAUCACGGACACCUCUGCUUCGUAUCCAUCAAGCCACGGCAUCCAGGCUCUGUAGCCGAGCCUGGACGCAAAGCUCCCGAAGGACACACUGAGAGGGGGACGGGCCCGGCGGCGUGGGAGGAGUGGGACGUGGGGAGGAGGUGGGCUGGUUUUCUUCUGCGCUCCUCGACAUAAUGCCGACGUGUCAGAACCUCCUCGCUUUCAUCGUCUCUCCUCUUCAGCCCUGCCCCAUUGC